Messenger RNA from Puccinia graminis f. sp. tritici CRL 75-36-700-3, 1839 nucleotides. RefSeq lists its product as uncharacterized. NCBI's taxonomy places the organism in Eukaryota, Fungi, Basidiomycota, Pucciniomycetes, Pucciniales, Pucciniaceae. The record is from RefSeq and is a predicted model, not a curated record. The transcript has 5 exons. Bases 306 to 1481 code for a protein of 391 amino acids.
UGGCAGAGUGCCCUUCGCAAACUCUUCCUUAACACCACUCGAUUCUCCCAUUUUAUACAUUACUGCUACCAUCAUCUCCAGAGCUACUUCUGCCUUCACCCGUAUCCUUGUUCGCACAAAGCUUGAAAACCUUGCCCAUUCACAUUCAACAGUCAUUCAUUAAAUACAAGUUCUAGGAAGAAAAACGGAAAGUCUCUCAAGCUGCCCUAGUAUCUUGGCCGACUCCUGCCACUCUUAUUUUGUUUACUCACAUUCUCAAGACUAUUCUCUCCUUAUCUAUACCGAAGUGAUUGUGUUUUGAGGGAAUGGCUACUCAGAACCGGCUUGGCAGCUGGUACACCGAUUCCACCUACAAUGCUGAUGAGGGCUUUGAGAACAGUCCAUUUGCUACGGAUCCUCGCACAUUCCCUGUGCGGGACUCCUUAUCUUCCACCGCCAUAUCACAACCAUACGCAAUGAUACCCCUUCCCAACCAAUUCCAUCUAUACACUAUUGAAGAAAAGAUGAAUCUAGAGGAAGAUAUCGAACCUUGCCUAGCGGUGAAAAGGCGUCAUGUGGAAAGUUUGGCUGUGAAAAACGGAGACCUGAUUGAAAAAUCUUUGAAAAGUAUAUCAUUGAUUAGGUCAAGACUCCUUCAGCAGCAAGAAUCAAAUCGAAAGAAAAAUUGCGAGUUUCAACAGAUCCGUAACUCCCUUGAAAUCGUUCAUUCUCUCGUACAUUUGGUCCACGAUGACAGGUGCAACAAGACUUGGAUCGAAUUUUCUACAGAUGACUACAAAAUCUCCUCCAACAUGAAAAAUUUGAAGCUUUCGAAAGUUGCGAAAGAGAUGACUUUUUACAAUGAAGGCGGGGAGACAUUGUCGAUAGAUGAGGUUGAGCCGAAGACUCCUACUAGAAUCUCUGUGGCCUCUUCAUAUGCCCGAAGUGAAUCCUCAGCCGGUCAAGUUAGAUCUUUCAAGGCGAUGUCAAUCACUACAAACGUGCCCACCACACCCACCAAACCCACGCCGGCGCCGACACCGACUUCCGAGAUAUACAGGCUCUACCAUAGCCAAUCUUCCGAGGACCUAACGUCAGCCGCGGACUUAACAUCACUAGAGCAAAUAACGCCAGCGUAUCAUCAGUCAAAGCCGUCACCUGCAAAGGCUCAGGAGAGCUACUACAAAACCCAACUCAGCAAGUUUAACUUGGAGAGAUCAACAACUAGUUCAACUGAUCAAAUGGUUAAUGCUGAGUACAAGAAUUCGCCUAGCAACCUUUCUAGCAACUCUGUCGCUGUCACAUUAACCACGGCGCAUGACGAUGAGUGGGAUCAACACGAUGAUAUGGUCAACACGAUCGAGAGCGGCUCUACCGAUGAAAGAUCAGAAAACUCUUCGCUGAGAAAACUGAGCAUCGGACCGAACCAAUCCAGAAUGAUGGCCCUAAAGCUUAAACAAUUUACCCGUUCAGAAAGAAAUAAUCUGAAUUACUCAUCCUGAUCUCAUAUAAUUUGACCCCACUCCAAAUUCCAACCCUAACCAAUUCUCUUACAUUUCAACAUUUCGCCAUCGCCCCACUGAAUUCAUUCUCAAGUUAUACUCUUAUAGCGGUGACCUUUUCCUAUGAAAAUCUUUACCCAUCUCUCCAGAAAGAUUAAUUAACAUAGUUCUUUGAAUUGCCAUUUUCAAAUUUAUCACAUUUUUAAUCCUUAAUAGUUUUUGACAGUAGUAAUUGUUUUUGAUAGGGAGUAAAUCUUGUUUGAAACAGAUAACCUUGUUUGCAUCCUGCCUUUCAAUUUCAAUUAGCCUACUUGUGCCAAGCAGCCCAUGGUUGCUUUGCUGCUCAAAGUGAAUGGAA